This is a messenger RNA of Rhea pennata, 1571 nucleotides long. RefSeq names its product arylsulfatase B (gene ARSB). The record is from RefSeq and is a predicted model, not a curated record. NCBI's taxonomy places the organism in Eukaryota, Metazoa, Chordata, Aves, Rheiformes, Rheidae. The transcript has 8 exons. Bases 154 to 1473 code for a protein of 439 amino acids.
UCGCGGCGGCUUGGAAAGGCGGAUGCGGUCCGCGUGAUCGCUGGGCGCCCGUGAGCGCCUUCCGCGGGGCUGUGCCUCCCGCGGGGGAGCUGCCUGGAGCGCCUGUUUUCAGAGCGGAAAAAGCGGAGAAGCAGGAAGCCCCGAAUUGCGUCUAUGUGUGAAACUUCACACAGUAUGAUCCACACAGGUUUACAACACCAAAUAAUUUGGCCCUGUCAACCCAGCUGUCUCCCCCUGGAUGAGAAACUCCUCCCAGAGCUACUUAAAGAGGCGGGAUAUGUUACCCACAUGGUGGGGAAGUGGCAUUUAGGGAUGUACAGAAAAGAAUGCCUUCCAACCCACAGAGGAUUUGAUACUUAUUUUGGCUAUCUUCUGGGGAGUGAGGAUUACUACUCUCAUGACCACUGUGUGCUCAUCAAAGCAAAGAAUGUAACACGCUGUGCUCUGGACUUUCGAGAUGGAGAAGAAGUUGCAACUGGAUUUAAAAACAUGUACUCCACUAAUCUAUUCACAGAGAGAGCUAUAGAUCUGAUAGCUAAUCAUAAAACUGAGAAGCCCCUCUUUCUGUACCUCGCUUUUCAGUCUGUCCAUGAACCACUUGAGGUCCCUGAGGAAUACGUGAAACCAUAUUCCUCCAUUAAAGAUGAAAAGAGGCGCCGUUAUUCAGGAAUGGUGACUCUUAUGGAUGAAGCUGUAGGAAACCUUACUGAUGCUCUGAAAAGAUACGGUCUUUGGGAUAACACAGUUCUUGUUUUCUCUACUGAUAAUGGAGGACAGACUUUGUCAGGUGGAAAUAACUGGCCACUGAGAGGAAGAAAGUGGACCCUUUGGGAAGGAGGAGUGAGGGGAGUAGGCUUUGUGGCAAGUCCUUUACUGAAACAGACAGGUGUAGAAAGUCAUGAACUUAUCCAUAUCUCUGACUGGCUGCCAACGCUGGUGCACCUUGCUGGAGGACAUACCAAUGGCACUAAGCCUCUGGAUGGCUUUGAUGUUUGGAAGACUAUCAGUGAAGGAAGACCAUCUCCCAGAGUCGAACUGCUUCAUAACAUAGACCCCAUGUUUGUGGAUGAUUUCCCAUGUCUUGGCAUUGACAACAGGACAUCUUUAUCACAGAACAGUUCUUUUACAUGGGAUGAUGCACUUUUCAAUAUCUCCAUGCAUGCAGCAAUUCGACAUGGAAAAUGGAAGUUACUGACUGGAUAUCCAGGCUGCAGUCACUGGUUCCCUCCGCCAACUCUGUUCAAUGAGUCAGUGAUUCAGUCGUCUGAUCCACCAGCAAAGAAACUUUGGCUUUUUGAUGUUGUUAAUGAUCCUGAGGAGAAAAACGAGUUGUCCGAAAGAUAUCCUAAUGUGGUGAAAAAACUGCUAUCACGACUUCAGUAUCAUUAUAAACAUUCAGUGCCUGUGUUCUACCCUGAUGAGGAUCCGCACUGUGAUCCAGCAGCAACUGGGGCCUGGGGUCCUUGGGCAUAGUGCACAGCAUUGCACCCUGUAAAACUCACCAGUAGUGGAGUCUGAUUUGUAGUCUUGGGGUUUUAAUCAUGUAUUUCUUACUUUGUUUUUUUUUUUUU